This is a messenger RNA of Letharia lupina, 1125 nucleotides long. RefSeq lists its product as uncharacterized. Bases 1 to 1125 code for a protein of 374 amino acids. NCBI's taxonomy places the organism in Eukaryota, Fungi, Ascomycota, Lecanoromycetes, Lecanorales, Parmeliaceae. The record is from RefSeq and is a predicted model, not a curated record. The transcript has 3 exons.
AUGGAACGGUACCAGAACGCUUGGGAAGCUGCGCAGCCUGCUGACAAGGUAAAUUAUCGUCCGGCUACUUUUGUGGGUAUUGGCCGGCUGGCAGAUUUCAAUAGUGUGUACGGCGCGAACUAUGACCCCGAACUCGUCCAACUUCCAGUGGCUCGGACAAACGGCACAUGCACUAUCACUAUCAUGCAACUCGAAAGACGACAUAUGCCUAUUUUUGCAACAGAAGAUUGGGACACUCUGCUCGUAAACAUGCAGGAUGUUAUGUUCAACUGUGUUGAAGACCAAGGUAUCGGAGGAUGGGUAGAAACCGGCGACCUUGGAACUGGUGAAGACGCCUCACUGGGGGUCUUCGUCUAUGGUCCCAACUCCCGAUUCCAGCAACUCCUCGACAUCAAAUUCGCAUGUACGACCGACGCCGAGGGAAAUGCCGAAUGUCAAGAUACUGACGACGACGACGGGGCCGACGACCAACGGCCAUCCAAGACACAAAAGACGGGCGAAUGGGCCCCCGAAGGCCAAGGAGACGCCGGACAAGGCGGAUCGAGUGACCCCCAACCUCCCGCCGCGCAACAAUGCGAAGUGCCCUGCUCCCACCCAUCCGACUGCGACACAACCAACAACUACCUCUGCACUUCGAGCUCCCCCCUCCCCGACGACCCGCCCAUCGACCCAUCCUUCCGAGCCUUCUGCUGCCAAUUAGUGACGGAGCUUAGCGACUCCGUUGCCGCCAGCCAAGCGCUUGGACCCAACACCUGUCGCGAUCGCUGUCUCCUCGCCAACACCACGGCUAACGCGACCACUUGGACGAACGGCACCACUUGGACGAACACCACGUUGGAAAUCCUUGCCGUACCUGAUCGGUCAUACCCGGGUUUAGCGCUUGAGUGUCCGUGUAAUUGCACGUAUGUGUCGCCCGCGUGCUGUCUUUCGACAGACGGUGUUGUGUUUGAGGAUCCGAGCGAGAAGAGUCCACUGGGUGUACAGGCGCCGAAUAGAACCGUGUGCUGUGAUGAGAUGACGGGGGGUUGGAGGGAGGCGGCUGGGGUAAGGAGUGGUUAUGCUGUGGAUCCGGCGUGCCCGAGUACCCCUAGUGGGGUGACGGGGCUGGAAUUGAUCAACGCGUAG